Molecule: messenger RNA, 1335 nt
Organism: Molossus molossus (Pallas's mastiff bat)
Lineage: Eukaryota; Metazoa; Chordata; Mammalia; Chiroptera; Molossidae
Gene: DIRAS3
Product: DIRAS family GTPase 3
Exons: 2
Coding region: 107-796 (229 amino acids)
Biological process (GO): signal transduction
Cellular component (GO): plasma membrane
Molecular function (GO): GDP binding; GTP binding; GTPase activity
Source: RefSeq, a predicted model, not a curated record
UGCGCUGGUUGUUCCUCGCUGCGCUCCGGUUGCCGCUUCAGGCUUCGCCGACUUCAGGCUCAGCGCCAGAGAAGUUGUGCACGCGUCCUCGUGCCAAUCCCCGACGAUGGGCAAUUCUUGUUUUGGCCUCAAGGAAAAGCUGAUGCAGAGGCUGAGACCCCUGCCCACCCUGCUGAUCAUCCGCACCGUCAUGCCCCAGAGGAAAAACAAAGAUUUCUGCGUGGUGAUCCUUGGCUCCGCGGGCGUCGGCAAGAGCGCUCUGGUGAAGAGAUGGGUGCGCGGCAACUUCCGUGAAAAGUAUGUGCCAACUGUGGAAGAUACCUACCACCAGAUGCCCGGCAGCAGUCGCGGCACCGGCACGCUCCACGUCACCGACACGGCUGGCGGUCACCGCUACCGGGGCUUGCAGCGCCUCGCCAUCGCCAGGGGCCAUGCCUUCGUCCUGGUCUACUCGGUCACCAAGAAGCAGACCCUGGAGGAGCUGAAGCCCUUCUAUGAGCUGAUCCGCGAGAUCAAAGGUAGAAACGUGCGGAAGUACCCUAUCGUGCUGGUGGGCAACAAAUGCGACGACAGCCGCCGCCGGGAGCUGACCUCGAGGGAUGGCGCUGCCUACGCCUUGGAGUGGAAUUGCGCCUUCAUGGAGACCUCCGCCAAGACGGAUGUCAACGUGCAGGAGCUGUUUCAGGUGCUGCUGAACCACGCGAAGAAGCCAGCCACCAACCCCCAGCCUCUCCAGAAGAAAUCCCAGGUGCCCAAGAUCGCCGAGAAGCUGCUGGGCAAGUGCAUCAUCAUGUGAGCGCUGGAUCGUAGUUAGGAGCCCUACCUUCUUCUCCGACAGUAUGUAGAGAACGUGGACCAGUGUCAAUGUAGUGUGUCACCUGUACAUGGUUGUGCUGUGGUUUGGGUUGUAACAGCUAGACGUCCAUAAAUGUCCCUUGUCAGUUAAUCAUUUUUCUUUUUCCCAGGCAAGAGAAUUCAAAUAAUCACAACGUUGAUAAUGGAGGAGGGGGAGAGAAAGGAGAAUAAGUCUUGACAGACUUCAGAGAUUAAUAUUUGAAAAAGAGAGUGAACUAGCAAAAUGAAUUGAAAGAUGCCACUGCCCUUCUUGUAACCCUACUAUCAUGUGUUAUUUUUAAACAUUUCAAUGUAAAUGUCCAAUCAAACCUGUCCAUUGUGUUCUUAAUUGUUAAGAAAUGUGUUUUUGCAGCAAAAGCUUUGCUAGAUGACUGUGAGGCAGAUACACUAAACAAGAUAAAUAAAUGAAUAUUCUAUAGCUGAGCAUUGAGGGUGGGGGCAGAGAAAAUUAUGAAAGUGGAACUCACUGACUUAAGAUGU